CAGUUGCGAGGCAAAUUUACCAGUCGGCGGACGUGUUUUUAAACGGCGGUCGGUUGCUCGUAAAUCCCCUUCCAGAAUCGAAUCUCAGUACCAAACCAGAGUGAAGAAUUGCGCGCGCGGCAAACAUACAAAAAAUAUCAUUUUUUUCUGGUGCCUGGCAAAAAGUUUAGCCAAAACAAAUAUAAAGUGCCAACAAAGAGCUGCAGAUAAAUCAUUGGAAUACGUUUUAUAUAUAUAUUUUAUAUACACAAGAAAUGUUUGCUGAGAUGUUGGUGGAGAGAACGAAUUAAUAGCAAGAUGAUCAAGUUUCGCUACAAGAGGAAGGAACCCACCAAUGUGGUGGGCGUGGCAGCUGCAGCAGGAGGAGGAUCACCAGGAUCACCAGGAUCACCAGGAUCACCAGGAUCACCAGGAUCGGGAUCAGAUGGAAUAGCCAAUCAUCCCCCCGUCACAACAUCACCUGUUUCGGUGCCCAUGCCCAUUCACCACCCACAGUUGAACCAGCUGAUCAGCAACAAUGGAGGCACCCUGCCCAGGAGUAGUCCCCGCAAACUAAUGCUGGAUGGAGGCGACAAGUCGGCCACCUUGACGCGCCAGCAGUCCAAGCAGAAGUCGGCCCAAAGUGCCUUGGCCAAGGUGGCCAGCAGCGUGGAACUGGCCGUAAUGGGCUACAAUGGCACCGCCGUGGCCAUCAACAAUGUUGCCGGAAACUCGGAGCGGGAUCGCUGCAUCAAUGCGGUUAUUGAACUGUUUCAGCAACUGCAGACCAGUUCGGAGCCGGCCCUUUGUCCGGAGCCACUGCGUCGGGCCUUGGCCAGCGGUCCCCUCGCAGGACGACGAUUCCCGCUGGGCUGCCUGGGCGAUGCCGCCGAGUGCUUUGAGCUUCUGCUCCAUCGCGUCCACUCGCACAUUUCGCCGGACGAUGGCGACUCCUGCGAGUCCUCCGCCUGCAUCGCCCACCGGAGGUUCGCCAUGCGGGUCAUCGAGCAGAGCGUCUGCAAGUGCGGCGCCAACUCCGAGCAGCUGCCCUUCACCCAGAUGGUGCAUUAUGUGUCCGCCUCGGCCUUGACCUCCCAGAAGAGUCUGGCGCUGCAGUCGCAUCAGCAGCUGAGUUUUGGCCAACUUUUGAGGGCGGCCGGCAACAUGGGCGACAUACGCGAUUGUCCGAACACCUGUGGCGCGAAGAUAGGCAUUUGCCGGGCCCUGCUCAACCGACCGGACGUGGUGUCGAUCGGCAUCGUGUGGGACUCGGAGCGCCCGGCCGCGGACCAGGUGCACGCCGUGCUGAAGGCAGUGGGCACCAGCCUGCGCCUGGGCGACGUCUUCCACCAGGUCAGCGAGCAGCGGUGGGCCCAGCAGACGCAGCACGAGCUGGUGGGCAUUGUGUCCUACUACGGCAAGCACUACACCACCUUCUUCUUCCACACCAAGCUGAAGGUGUGGGUCUACUUCGACGACGCCAACGUCAAGGAGGUGGGUCCCAGCUGGGAGGGCGUGGUGGACAAGUGCAGUCGGGGCCGCUACCAGCCCCUGCUGCUGCUCUACGCGGUGCCCCAGCAGCCGUCUCCCAUGGAGCACCCCUCCGCGGCAGUGGCUGCCCCAGUCCGACGGGCGGUGACGCCCAGUCCGGAGAAGCCCAGUCUGGGCACCACGCGGCGGGCCAUCACACCCACGCCGCUGAGGACGCCCGCCAACGACUACCAGAACCUGAGUGUCAUCCAGAAGACCAUCUUCCCGCCGCCGCCGCCGCCGCUGGGCAGCGACGAAACGGAUGCCUACAUCAGCCGCAAGACAGUGGAGCAUGUGCUCAGCGCCCAGUACCAGAAUCUGAGUGUGAUCCAGGACAAGAUUGGAGGCAGUGCUGCUGCUGCCGCCGCUGCAGCUGGAGCUGCUCAAAAUGGAGACAAGGAGGGCGGCUUCCUCAGCCGCAAGCCCAUGGAGGCGGUGCUGAGUGCCCAGCUGGCCAGGCGGCAGCACCUCCAGCUGCAGCGGAGCCACAGCGCCGAGUCCAGCUCCAACGGCAGUUCGCCACCCAGCGAUGGGUUGACCAUGCCGGAGCACUUGAACCAGCCACGUCGCCGGGACUCGGGCAACUGGUCGGGGGAUCGGAACAGUGCCAGCUCGGCCAGCUCCACCACGCUGGACAAUCCCUACCUCUACAUGGUGGCCAAGAGGGGUGGCAAUGGCCAUGGCAAUGGCAAUGGCAACGCCAAUGGCAAUGGCAGUGGCAGUGGCGGUGGUAACGGAGUGGUGGGCGCCGUGCCGCAGAGUCCCACGCGGCACGGCCUGCCCUACGAUCCCGGCUACGACUCGUUCUCGCUGAGCUCCACGGACUCGUAUCCGCCCAAGCACGCGCUGAACCCGCAGCUGGCCAAGAUUCCCGAGGCGGGCCACGGCGGUGGCUCCAACGGUGGCCUGGCGCUGUCGGGCGACUGCGAGAAGCUCUGCCACGAGGCGGACCAGCUGCUGGAGAAGUCGCGCCUGGUGGAGGAGUCGCACGACCUGGAGACGGCCCUGGUGCUCUGCAACGCGGCCGCGGGCAGGGCCAGGGCGGCCAUGGAUGCCCCGUACAGCAAUCCGCACACCAUGACCUUUGCCCGCAUGAAGCACAACACGUGCGUGAUGCGGGCCAGGAGCCUGCACCGCCGCAUCCUGCUGGAGAAGGGGGCCGAGACGGAGGCCAUGCCGGAGCUGAAGCACAUGCGCGAGGGCAGCAUCGGCAGUGUGAAGCACGUGCGCCAGAACAGCAAGGAUCGCACCUUGGACAAGGAGCAGCUCCACCAGCAGCUCCACCAGCAGCUCCACCAGCAGGUCCAUCAGCAGGUGCAUCAGCAGAUCCAUCAGCAGAUCCAUCAGCAGAUCCCCAUCCCGGCCAGCAUCGAGAUCUAUGCCACGCUGCCCAAGCGCAAGAGUCCCCUUAAGGCACUGGCCUCCGCCUCCGCCUCCGCCGCCGCCGCCUGCGAUGACAACCUCAUCGAGUACGAGCAAAUGGAGAAGCAGGUGGCGGCCAGUCCGGGCAAGCCGGAGCGGGAAAGUCGCUCCCUGUUCGGCAGGAGGGAUAAGGACAAGGACAAAGACAAGGAGAAGGAGAAGGAGAAGGACAGGGAGAAGGAGAAACGCAGUCGCAGCGAGGAUCGGCACAAGCUGACACGCGAGUUCUCGCUGACCGAAACGCUGCUCGUCAAUGCCAAGGACACGCUGAAGAAGCACAAGGAGGACAAGGACGAGAAGAAGGAGAAGGACAAGAGCGGCAAGAAGCAGCACAAGAUCAGGCGCAAGCUGCUGAUGGGCGGACUGAUACGCCGCAAGAACCGCUCCAUGCCGGAUCUCACCGAGGCAGCAGCGGACGAGGCGGUGUCCAGUGGCAGUGCCCACUUGAGCCACCACCACCACUCCCAUCAUCAUGGUGCCCCCUAUGGCAGCCCCAAUGGCGGCGGCGGCGGCAGUGUGACCCUGGAUGACAGUGCCGUGGGCCUGGGCCAGCAGAAUGGCCACCUGAGCGGCCUGAGCGGCUACAUAUCGGAGGGGCACUUCGACUAUGCCAACGGAGCCAGGGAGUCGGGUGGCGGAGGCGGUGGUUCGCAGUCCGGCAGCAAUCCCAAUCCGAACCUGGAGCGCAGCAAGCUGAUGCGCAAGAGCUUCCACGGCAGCGGCAGGCAGUUGACCAUGGUGCCCAAGGUGGCGCCGCCGCCGCCCAUGCGCACCAGUUCCACGUUGACCCCCCAGCAGCAGCAGCAGCAGCAGCAGCAGCAGCAGCAGCAGCAGCAGUUCCACCACGAGGCCAACUUGUCCAACCUGUCGGCCAUGAGUUCGAACACCUCGAUCAGCGAGCAGGACUCCUGCCAGACGAUCAUCACCACCUGUGCCCAGGUGCACUCCGAGCAGAGUCCCCUGAAGGACCUGCAGAUGCUGGGAGCGAGCGAAGAGCUGCCCCUGCCACUGCCCCUGCCACUGACUCCCCUGGAACUGCCCCCGUAUCCCAGUCCGCCGCACUCCGCCUGCCACUCGCGACAGGCCAGCGAGGACUUCCCGCCGCCACCGCCGCCGGAACUGGACUUGGAGCCGCUCAACCAGCAGCUGCACCAGCUGCAGGCCCUGGAGGCGGCCAGCAAGCACCAGCGGCAGCAGUUGGACUCCCUGGAGGGCACCACCAGCAUCCUGGCCCAGCUGCAGCAGCGACAGCACCUGCUGAAGAUGCGCAAGGAGCAGGCAGGUGGCGGGGGCUCCAGCUCCUCGGAUGGCUCCACCUGGCUGAAGCAGGCCAACGAUCUGAGGGCCAUGCAGCGCAAGCUGGAGGCCUCCUCGCCAGCGAGCGUCAGGGAUCUGGCCCACCGCUUCGAGCAGCCCACCUCCAUCCGCUCGUAUGCCUCGCAGGAGCUGCUCAGCCAGCCCAGCCAGCUCAGUCAGCUCAGUCAGCUCAGUCAGCUCAGUCAGCACGGUCAGCAGGCGGGACAACUGCGCACCCAGAUGAACGGACUGCCCAGUGGCAAGCUGGAGGCGGACGAGGUGGAUUCAGUACGGACUGCACACCAGACGCUGCCGAAGCCCAAGUACGAGAUGAGCCAGUCGCAGAUCGCCGAGGAGAUGCGCGAGGUGGAGCUGCUGAACAGCAUGGUGCAGCAGUCGCUGGCCCUGCCCAAGCGGGUGAAGAAGAAGAGCGUAUCCUUCUGCGACCAGGUCAUCCUGGUGGCCACUGCGGGCAACGAGGAGGACGACGACUUCAUACCCAAUCCCAUACUGGAGAGGGUUCUGCGCACGGCCCAGCACCCCAACGAGAAGGUCACCGCCCAGAUGAUCCAGCAGCAGCAGCAGAAUGUGCUGCGUCUGCAGACGGAGGCGCAGCCGCGGCAGCAGCAACUGCAGCAGCAACUGCAGCAGCAAUUGCAGCAGCAAUUGCAACAUCAGCAGCAGCAGCAGCAGCAACAGCAGCAACCAUCGCCCAUGCUGGGCAGACCAGCGGCGGCCACGCCCACAGAUAUGCAGCGUUAUGUGCAGAGGAUGCAACAGCAACAGCAGCAACAACAGCAGCAGCAGCAGCAACAGGAGCUGUACCGCCAGCAACAGCAGCAACAGCAGCAACAUCGCACUAGCAUGAGCGGCAUAGCCAGCCAGCAACACUUGCAACAGCUGGAUGCACAGUACACCACCAUGCCACGCUCCCUGCAUCAUCCACAACUCCUGGCUCAAAGCUAUUCCGUGCAGUUGCAGAAGCACCAGCAACUGCAGCAGCAGCAACUGCAGCAGCAGCAACAGCAGCAACAGCAGCAACAGCAAAGCCCCCAACUCAGUUUGGCCUACUUCAGCAAUGGCAAUGUGGCAGCCACCGAGCAAGUGCCGCUGCCUUCGCCUUACCAGCGAGUGCCCCUGCCACAUGGCUACUACCCACUGCAGCAACAACAGCAGCAGCAGCAGCAACAGCAACAGCAACUACAGCAGCAACUGCAACAGCAGCAGCAGCAACAGCUGAUGGCCAAGCCAGUGCAGAAGAAGGUCAGCUUUGAGCCGGGAACCAAGGGCGAAGCUGAUAUACUGCCGCCACCACCGCCGCCGCCUCAGAAGAAUGGAUUGCCAGAGUCGGCACUAGGAUCUCCAGGAGCAGGAGCAACAACAACUGGAACAGCAGCAGCAACAGCGACAGCAGGAACCGCCAUCACCGCCAUCACCGCCAUACCCACCCGCGUCUACAACAAUGCCAUUGUGAAGGCCUCGGCCAAGGCCGUCGAGUGCAACUUGUGCCGCAAGCGGCAUGUGAUUGCGCCGGCGGUAUACUGCACCAACUGCGAGUACUACCUGCAGAUGCUGAACCAGCGCAGAUGAUAGAUGGAUAGAUGGAUAGAUGGAUAGAUGGAACGCUGCUACACGGCCACAUCGCUCUAGUGCAACUUUCUAGCCGUACAUGGAACCUGUUAAUCUCAAGCAAUGCAUUGCUGCCACGUCGCCCAUAAGGAUCCGCCAAGGAUGUACAUAGCAUGGUUACAAAUCUUAGCAUAUAAGAGCGAACGGAGCGGACGGAGCGGACGGAGCUGCGCCAGGCAUCGAGACACUAAGGCGGAACGCAAGCGGAGGGAAACCCGCAGUCACAGUCCUUCUAUGGUUCCACAUGAGAAGUUGCCGCUGUGACAGCCAGCCCACCCAAUCACCCACCCACAAUCACCAGCCAAUGUCCCCAAGCACACGCACACAAGAAUAUUGUACACUUCCAUCCGCACCUACACAUAUACUUGCCCCGGAGGACUUGAGCUGCUUGCGUUGUAGACGAUGCAGUGGCUUUCCAUUUCAAAUGGCCUAAAUGCAGCCGGAAAACCACUUCCUUGGUUUAAGGAACAAUGGGGACUAAACAUAGCCUUGAAAUGAGCCAAACAUGUUGAUUAGUAGCAAAAUUGACCUAAGGUCACUGCAUCAUUUACAACCAACAGCUCAAUGUCACCAGUCGCCCCAUUGGACAUCGAUCGCUUGACUAAUUGCAUUCCAAGAUACUAAAACACCCACGAUGACUUGCCAGCCGUCCGCUUCAACCAAUCGAUUUUUGAUUUUAAUUUUCGAUUUUUAAUUAUUUUUUUUAUGUUGUAUCUACGUGUAGGGAGAACAAUUGUUUUCUCUGCGUGUGACGCCAGCAGUUCGAAACUCAGUCGCUGAGCUUCCUUGUGCGUGCUGUUGUCCAACGACACUCGCAUUCCAUUUUUUUUAUAGUUAAAGCAUUUAUUCAUUUUUUUUUUACAAUUUUCGAACUUAAUUAGGCUAAGAAUAUGUGAGCAACUUUUUGUGUCUUGUGCAUUUAAACGAUUCCGUGUAUUUAUAGUGUUAAUACUACUUUUACAAUUUAUACAUACUUAUCUAAAAAUAGUAUAUAUUUUUAUGAUACAAUGAUUUAAAUAAGAUGAUUUCUAUUUGCAGCAUACAAGCAGCGAGAAAAGAGAUGUCAAGGCAUCCACAAAAAUGGUAAAAUAAUAUUUUUUCUAAAUAAAUGAAUACAUAAAACAAACAA
Molecule: messenger RNA, 6985 nt
Organism: Drosophila gunungcola (fruit fly)
Lineage: Eukaryota; Metazoa; Arthropoda; Insecta; Diptera; Drosophilidae
Gene: ec
Biological process (GO): protein deubiquitination
Molecular function (GO): cysteine-type deubiquitinase activity
Source: RefSeq, a predicted model, not a curated record